GUGCUGCCAAUCAGUGCCACCUAUCAGUGCCAGUCAGUGCCGCAUAUCAGUGCCCGUCAGUGCCGCCUAUCAGUGUGCAUCAGUGCCACCUAUCAGUGCCCGUCAGUGCUGCCUAACAGUGCCAGUCAGUGCCGCCUAACAGUGCCAGUCAGUGCCACCUAACAGUGCCAUGCCCAUCAGUGCCUCCUACCGGUGCCUCCUCAUCAGUGCCCAUCAAUGCCACCUAUCAGUGUCCAUCAGUGCAGCCUCAUUAGCGCACAUCAGUGAAGGAGUAAAAACACUUAUUUACAAAAUUUUAUAA
Staurois parvus is the source of this 301-nucleotide messenger RNA. Lineage: Eukaryota; Metazoa; Chordata; Amphibia; Anura; Ranidae. The record is from the annotation of a GenBank genome assembly.